Messenger RNA from Nezara viridula (southern green stink bug), 1138 nucleotides. The record is from the annotation of a GenBank genome assembly. Lineage: Eukaryota; Metazoa; Arthropoda; Insecta; Hemiptera; Pentatomidae.
CAGAGAAGUAGGUUUCAGAUGGGGAGGCUUUUUGAUGCUAUUUGAUAUUACAUUCCAAGCUGUCAAAAUUUUUGUUUUAUUGAAGAUUUUAUAUAUAUAUGUAGCGAAUAUACAUUGAUUACAAAUCCCAACUUGUACAUAUUAAUUAAAUUUAGUGUUUAACUAUGGCUACUGAUAGGGAGGUACUGAGAGAAAUUUGGGAAGGAAAAUUACCUGUAUGUUUUGAAUUAAAUCAGGAAGAGGUCAAUGAUUUACAAGCACCUGAACCCUACUACCUUAUUGUUCCCAGGCUAAGCUAUUUUCCCUUAGUGACCGAUAAGGUCAGGAAGCAUUUUGUCAAAUAUAUACACCCUGACAAGCUUGAUGCUGAAAUAUGGCUUGACUAUAAUGGAACUCCUCUGAAAUGGCACUAUCCUAUAGGUGUACUGUUUGAUCUCAAUAAUUCUGAUAUCCAACUGCCUUGGACGAUAACUGUUCAUUUUGAUAAAUUUCCUGAAGAAGAAUUGUUACAUUGCACCUCAAGAGAAACUGUUGAAACCCAUUUUUUGUCUUGUUUAAAAGAGGCUGAUGCCCUAAAACAUAGGACACAAAUUGUGAUGAAUAUGCAAAAGAAGGAUCAUAAUCAGUUGUGGCUAGGAUUGCAAAAUGAUAAAUUCGAUCAAUUUUGGGCUGUAAAUCGGAAACUUAUGGAAGUUGGAGGUGAAGAGUCAUUUCGGUACAUCCCUUUUCGAUGUUACUACAAAGAUGAACCAUGUUUACAGCGUUUAAUCAAACCACUUUCAGAAUCUGGUUGUCGUAAAACUCUGAGCCAGCUGCUUGAAGAGUUGAAUAUGUUACAGGAUGGUUUAUCUCAAUUGAAAGUGACGACACAUGGGAUAGAACCUCCGUUGGAUACACCUCUUCAAUGGAUGAGUGAACACCUCAGUUAUGCUGACAAUUUUCUUCAUCUAAUCGUUUCUUCAGUGGGAUAGUUUAAAUAAUUUUAUCCUAUCUUGCUAUAUUUUAUUUGCAUAAUGUAAUAUAGGCUCUGCUCCAGUACUGGUAUGUUAUCUUUGUAAAUAUAUAUUUUCAUUCCAAUUUUAUGUUUUGUUUCUUUUGAUAUGUUACUCAAAUGUUCAAAUUUUUAAAUAAAUCCAAA